Molecule: messenger RNA, 4828 nt
Organism: Gigantopelta aegis
Lineage: Eukaryota; Metazoa; Mollusca; Gastropoda; Neomphalida; Peltospiridae
Product: myocardin-related transcription factor B-like
Exons: 12
Coding region: 280-4044 (1254 amino acids)
Source: RefSeq, a predicted model, not a curated record
CGGGAAUCUUCAAUGGCUGUCUUUGGCAAUAGGCGAAACACUGGACGAACUGAUACGAUUUCCGGAUUAGACAGAGGUGUCCCAUGCAAGUGUGAAAGGUUCUUGGUUGACAUCAAAAAUGUCUAAAUUCUAAAGCCACAAGUACCGAUUCUGCCGGUUGUACCAGAGGGAGCAGAUUCUAACAACACCAGCAGUUGGUCCCCCCUGUAUGGGGGUGGCGCCAAGCUCGACAAGGACGCCAUCCAGAUAAUACAUUGCAUCUACUGUAAGGACUGCCGCAUGGAAAAGCAGGCUGCUGAGCAGGCCAAACUGGCAGCCGGGGGUGGGGGCGGGGAGGCUGACUCGACAACACCCCCCACUGGACCGACCAGCCCACAGACGUCACUGGAGGAGUUCUCUCUGCAGCAAAGCAUGGACAAGAACAAAGAAUCCCUGAAGAGAAAGUUGAUGCUUCGCAGGUCGGUGAAUGAACUUGUGGACAGAGGCAUCUAUCCCCCGUUGAAAACUCCACCAGCUUUUGCAGAGCAGAGAAAACAGCUGGAAAGAGCAAAGACCGGGGACUUGCUGAGACACAAGAUUCAGACUCGUCCUGACCGCCAGUCUCUCGUCCAGCAACACAUCCUAGAAGACACCAAAAUCGACCGAUCUUUGCACGAGCGUCAGAGACUGCUCAAACGGGCGCGCCUGGCUGACGACCUCAACGACAAAUUGGCACACCGACCAGGUCCUCUCGAACUGGUGGAGGGUAACAUCCUUCAGUCGAGCGAAGAGCUGGUGGAAGCUAUUAAAGAUUUUGUUAUUGCAGACGGCUUGGUGUCCUACUCCAAGACAGAUGGCGAUGAUGUUCUUAUGCAGCCCAACGUGUUUGUGUUUGACGAGGAGAGUAUCAGUGACGGUGUCCCUUCCCCGCCACAAGAUGACUACAGCAGCCUGUCAGACAUCAGCAGCCCCAACUCCAUCCCACCCGCCCCGGAACUGACACUGGCGAUACAGAGGAGUCCACCAGGACCAGCAGUGAUCAGCAAGAGUUCCUCCACAGGACUCCUCACCACUCACACCUCCAGCUCGCCGAAAAACAACUCCAGCUCGGGAAACAACAACAAGUCCAAGCCAAAGAAGUCAAAACCUAAGACUGCACCGAAAGCUAAGGUUAUAAAAUUUCACGAAUACAAGGGUCCACCGAGUGUUGCCAAGAGUCAGGCGAGCACUACACCUGUGGUCAGCAGCACGUCGACAACCAGCAACGUGAGCAGCACGACCACCAGCAGUGGUGGCAACAACAACAACAGCAGCAGCAGCGGUGGGAACAAUGCCGGGGUGAAUAACAAUAACGAAACUCCUUACCACAUUCUGCUUCAACAGCAACAGCUGUUCUUGCAGUGGCAGCUGGAGUUCCAGCAGAAAAACAUGCCAUUCCUACUAGCCCAGCAGAAAGUUGGUCCUGAUGGGCAGCCACUGCAAGGACUGCCAGGUCUGCCUGCUCAGAGCAUUGCAACGAAUGUUGUUGUUCCAGCACCCGUGAUCUCAUCUGCCCCGGCAGUAGUGUCCACUCGUGCCUCGGUUCUGCCCUCUACAAGUAUCAUUCAGACUUCAACACAGACUCAGGGGUCCCUUCCUCAGGAAGCCCACUCCUCACAAACUAUGCAACCUAGUGCACAGCAGCAUGCAAGGCAGGUGAAUCACUCACCAAACAAUUCAGCUUCUCCCAAGCUGCUGACGGGAAAUCUUGAAGACUUGAAAGUGGCCGAUCUAAAGGCAGAGUUAAAGAAACGUGGACUACCUGUGUCUGGUCCCAAGCCUCAGUUGAUUGAGAGACUUAAACCAUACACAGAGGCUGCAGCAGUGUCUUUCACAUCACCCGCAUCAUCUGCUACUGCUCACUUGCAAGAUAAUUCACUAAAGUCUAUAGUACCAGUGUCACUAGCAGGAUCUAUAUCGAUUCUGGACGCAAACAUGGUUUCGCCUCCUUCGUUUCAGUCAAUGGGUUCUGUUGUUAGUGUUAAAGUUAAGGAAGAACCUUUGGCAAACACCUCCCCUCCAACAUCACCACCAAUGGCUGAGGGUGUUAUUCCCAUGUCUCCGGGCAUUAUAGACAAACAGAACGUGAUUAGAUUAAAGAAUCAAUUAAACUCAAGUCUUAGUUCAAUACCAAUGGCUGUGGAUACCUCCAGACCACCAUCGGUUGCUCCCCCGAGUGAAAUGACCACGCCUAUGGAUGUUGACCAGACCAUGGAGCUGAAGCCAAACAUCAGUGUUAUAGCCACUCCGAACAUCAACACGAGCAUUCACACCAUUUCCCCAACAGUCCAGCAACAGAUCCAGCAGAAUCAGCUUCAGCAGCAGAAACUACAGAAGACACAGCUUCAGUUGCAGCAGCUACAACAGCUCCAGCAGCAACAGCUGCUUGUCCACAAUGCAGCAUCUUUGGUGACUACAACUGCUUCAAAGACAACGAGCCUACCUCAGGUGAGUUCUGUGGACUUGCUGCAGCAGCAGCAGAAACACAUUGAGGAGCUGCACCGACAGCUGCAGGAGUCGCAGAUGAAGCUCAAACUGCAGGCGCUACAUCAGCAGCAGCUGCAGCAGCAGAACCAGGUGUUGUUGCAGCAGACUGUGGUGAAGCCCCCAGCAGCUGCUACCACCACACCGUUGAUGAACACCAUUCAAAUUCUGUCAGGAGAUGGAGGAAAACAGCAGAUUUCCGAGUGUGCCAAACCGCUGCGGGUUCCCACACAAUUGCUGCAGACGACUUCAGCUGUCCAGGGCCUGCCUCAGAGCAUCCCGGCUGUGAUUGUGACGGGCAACAUGAACAAGAUGAGUCAGGUGAACUCGAGUCUGAACUCCAUCCUCAAGUCAGCCACUCUUCACGAGAGUCUGAACCAUGGCAAGGUGAACACUGUGUACGGGACGAGCAACCUGCAGCCUUUCAUCUUCACCUCAACCAGCACAACGACCCCAGUCACUUCUUCCAUUCUGCUUAAUGGUAUCACAACUACAAGACCUCCCUCGCUGCCUAAUUCACCCAUAGAUGGACAGAAAGUGUUGACAAGAAGUUCCUCCAGUCCAUUCUUCAACCUCCCUAUGAGGGAGCCUCCUAAAUAUGAUGAUGCCAUCAGAAGCAAAGUGCAGCACAAAACUAGCCCGGUUAUGUUUGAAAAAACCCAGCGGACCAACCACAGCCCUAGUCCUAGCCCCGACCAGAUCACGAUGAACCACAAGAGUCCCAUGAUGGAUGACGUCCUAGAGAUUCUCAUCAGACAUGGCGAACUUCCUCCGAGUGCUGCUGACGAGCCGUUGCCGACCCCGAAGACGACGGAGCCGAUGGUGAUACCUCCGCCCGUGUCGUCCGUUCAGCAGAUGUCGGGACAACAACAACAGACUGGACAGAUACGCAGCAACAUCGACGUCACGCUGGCGUCCUCGGUUCCCGCGAUCACCAACAACAAUUUCACCACUCACAACAACAACAUAGGUGUCAAGAAGGACAGCUUGUCGUCAUUUGUCGUGUCGGUUCCUGGAACUAGCGACCCUUCCAGCUCCGAGCUGUUUGAUCUCACGGAAAUGUUGUCAUCGGGAACCGAUCUUGGUGCCAUGGACUGGAGUUCGGACGGAACCAUCACGGGUCUCGAUCUGUCGGACCCGACCACGACGAUCUCGUUUGACACCAAGGUUAGUGAGUUUGACAACAAGAACCUGCUGAAUGUUCCCAUCAGUUCGUUCUGUGCUCAGAACUUCACCGUGGGCAGCGCGCACGGGUCGGAACCGGACCUGGCGUCGCUGGGGCUGUCCGAGUGUGAUACAAACAGCAGCAUGCAGAUCGAUGUGUCAGACUGGCUGGACGUCAUCAUGCCCAGCACGGGACUCACGCCCCUCAGCACAAAUGCCCCCGUUUCAUUUUCCUCCGAUCCCAUUCUGACGCCAAAAACUCAACAGGAGGUGUUGGAUCUGUUCAACUUUGACGAGUCUGAGUUCAACACGCCCACGGACCCGACCGCAGGCUUGAACUGGGAGACUCUGACGGAACCGAGUGCCAGCUCAAGUUGACUGUAUGUCUGACGUGUCCGCGUCACACCGGGGUAUUAAGCUAAGUAUUCGUUCAUUGAUUGGCUCUCUACAUGACCGACCAGAUGAGCCGAGCCUUUUUAUUGGACCAAGUGCCUACGAUGGAGCCAAGUGGACCAAUCGGGAUGGGUUGGCGACAGUUGUGACUGAUAACGAGACGGGUGGACUGUUGUGAAGCUCUGACUUGUUGCGUCUUGUUAAACUGAAAAAAACACACAAAAAACCACAAAGUGUGCGUGUCACUUGGUCAUUAAUUCUGUUCUUUCAGAUAAAAGUAGAAGCCAGUUCAAGCCCAUUGCUCAUAAAAUAAAGAGUCAGAUUGUAGCUCAGAUUGAGUCUAGACCUUACUGCCAUACAAAUUACAAGCAGUUUUGAGUCUGAACAUUCAACUUUGAGCUUCAGUCAUGACUGUAAAUGUUUACUAAACACGGGCACUGGGUGAAGAUUGGUAUGAACCAAUUAAAUUCAUAGUUUGUUUCAGCCAAUCGCUUGCAUUGCCUGGUGUGGACCAAUCAUUGACAGGCCACUUGAAAAAGUUGGAAUACAGGCACAUAGACUGCUGACUUGUAUACUGUACUGAUAUGUGAUACAAACUCUCGACGUCUUUCUAGAAGAAAGCAGACAGGGAUGUUAGCACGUGACUGGAGUCACUGGCUGGACGAAGUUAAUCCUGUUAGCUAUGAAUUAGUUAUUGGUUUUCACAUUUGUCAUAUUAACAUUGUGAAUCUGUGUCAUGAGUUUCAUAAUAUAUAUAUAUAUAUAUAUA